AUGGAGUCCGUCGUCGAGCAGCCUGAUCAAACAAGCCAAGACACCGCCAUGCCAGCAGACCAUGACGCCGUUACACCUGCUGCCAAGCUGAAAGAGUACCUGCUGGAGAAUCUGCCAGAGACCAGGGAUGCUUUCGCGCUGAGAGAGAAAGGUUGGAAGAGCAACAAGGGAGACGAACACUUCAACAGGCAACGAAAAAGGGCCGACAACGCCAGCGAGAAGAGUCAUCUGGCAUUAUACAAGCUCAUGAUAGGCCUUGGAUUCCAGAUAAACAAAGCUACAUCGGCUUUCAAUGUACAGAGAGGCCGAGACCAUCGCUCCCCCAGGACCCCUGCGGUGCUGGAUCUCUGUACAGCACCCGGCGGCUUCGCAUGUGUGGCCCUUAAACUGAACCCGAAGGCCAUUGUGUACGGCAUCACUUUGCCCGAGGACGAGGGAGGCCAUAAGAUGCGCGUGCUCGAUGAAGGCCCAAAGCUUGCAUCCCGCGUCAACAUCGAGUUCCUCGACAUCACCAUGCUCGCCUCAGAAAUGGGCUGUAGUCCCGACGAAAUCCCGGCAGACCACCCGGACGCGGCCGAGUUCUCCUCGGAUCGCCCCUUUGCCGACCUCAAGUUCGACCUCGUAUUCUGCGACGGCCAGGUCCUGCCGAACCAGGAGCGCAGCGCCUACCGAGAGGGCGGUGAGGCCGCGCGCUUGACGGCGUCGCAGCUCGUCACGGCUCUGCAGAGGAUACGGACCGGCGGCACAAUCGUCGCCCUCAUGCAUCAGGUAGACGCCCUGCGCAGCUUCUGCACGCUGAGCUACUUUGCGUCCUUUUCUGAGCUGAAACUCUUCAAGUCCGCCAAGACACACGCCACGCGGUCCUCCUUUUACCUCGUUGCCACCAAAGUCCGCCCUUGCUCUGAGGGCGCCCGGCUGGCCAUCGAGGAGUGGAAGGGUGCUUGGAAGUCGGCCACUCUCGAUGCUGUCCAGGGCCAUCAUAAGACGAUCUAUAGUGGGCUGUCCUUGGAGCAGUUUGACAAGAUGCUGAAAGAUUUCGGUCCCCAAUACCUCGAGAUGGCCCGUCCAAUCCUGGCCAUUCAGGCCGAAGCCCUGCGGAACGCACCGUGGAUGAACUAG
This is a messenger RNA of Pyricularia pennisetigena, 1119 nucleotides long. RefSeq lists its product as uncharacterized. NCBI's taxonomy places the organism in Eukaryota, Fungi, Ascomycota, Sordariomycetes, Magnaporthales, Pyriculariaceae. The record is from RefSeq and is a predicted model, not a curated record. Gene Ontology annotation, biological process: methylation. Gene Ontology annotation, molecular function: methyltransferase activity. The transcript is spliced from 2 exons. Bases 1 to 1119 code for a protein of 372 amino acids.